Molecule: messenger RNA, 1359 nt
Organism: Penicillium paradoxum
Lineage: Eukaryota; Fungi; Ascomycota; Eurotiomycetes; Eurotiales; Aspergillaceae
Exons: 3
Coding region: 1-1359 (452 amino acids)
Cellular component (GO): nucleus
Molecular function (GO): zinc ion binding
Source: RefSeq, a predicted model, not a curated record
AUGUCCUACGCCCUGGAGUCAAAGAAGCGAAAAUUCCAUCGUGUCCUCGAAUCGCUAUCGAAACCUUCUACGCCUGAUAAUGCGCCCAAACCAGCCCCUGUGGCGCCUGCGACAGCGCGAGACCGUCUCUCCGCUCACCUAUCGAUCAAGAAAGUCCGCUUGAGUAGUACCGAUCGCUCGGACCUCACAGCAGUGCGCAACUCAAUCCAGAAGAUCACCAGGCCAGCCCACCGAAUAGCCUCCGCAAGCUCGAACAAGCGCCCUACGUUUGUCCCUUGGGAUCGCGAACGGUUCCUUGAGCGACUGGAGACCUUCCGCCGCGUCGACCGAUGGACAUCAAAGCCGUCCCCGAUCAAUGAAGUGAAAUGGGCGAAGCAGGGUUGGAUAUGUACAGAUGUCAUGCGUGUCACCUGUGUGAGCGAUUGUGGCGGCGCGGUUGUUGUGAAACUCCCUGACGAGAUAGACGAACUCGAUGGUUUCGACAUUGAGAAGGUGGAGGAGCGCAAGGAAGUCCGCGCGAGACUGGUGGACGAGUAUGCCAAAAUGCUAAGUAGUGGUCAUGGCGAAACCUGCCCGUGGCGGAACAAAAGUUGCGAUGCUACUAUCCAGCAUCUCCCUUUGACCAACUAUGAUACUGCCCUAGCAGGACUGCAUCAGCGCUACACGAAUAUUGCGAGGAUGGGCGAUAAAUUGCCGGCCGACGAUAUCGUUCAAACACCAGAGGGACUUGACCUCGACGCUCUCAUCAAAGGACUCCCUAAGGAAUGGUCCAAAGAAAUUGAGGAGCCUGUUGUCUCUGCCAAUGGAGAGACUCAGGCUGGGAGCGGUGACAACCAGGAGUCAGCAGAAAUACCCCAACCCAUGAACCGGGUGGCCCUCGCAUUAGCGUUGCUCGGUUGGAAUACUGCUUCCGAUGGAGCUGCCGGGCUAGUAGAAUGCGGUGCCUGUUUCCGUCGCCUAGGGUUAUGGAUGUAUAAACCCAAAGACAAUGGAGACGUGACCGUCUACACUUCCCUGGAUGUUGCCAAUGAGCACAUGGAAUAUUGUCCCUGGAUCGAGAAAAUAGCCCAGAGCGGCACUGGUCGACCCAACGAGAAGGUGGCGGAACUCCGCGCUGGAUGGCAGAUCGUCGCCGAGGCCGUAAAGGUCAAACACCGUCGCAGAGUUCGCAGUAUGGCUUCCACAGACACGUUGAGGACGGAACCGGGAACACCAGUUGAGACCGCAGAUGAGGAAGAAAAUGCGGAUGCGAAGAAGAAAGCAGACCGUGAGUGGUGGGCUAAAAUCCGACGGGUGAGACAAGUUUUGACAGCCAAGUCGCCCAAGCGGAAGGCGGUUUUACCUGACUUGCCUCAUUGA